Messenger RNA from Sungouiella intermedia, 3444 nucleotides. The record is from the annotation of a GenBank genome assembly. Lineage: Eukaryota; Fungi; Ascomycota; Pichiomycetes; Serinales; Metschnikowiaceae.
AUGGAAAAUCUAGAUAAUACGCUUGAUGUCAAGUUGGUAGACCAGGACGAGCUCGAGUCGUCCAUCACAAGGAAGGCCAACCGGGCGCUUUUAUCGAAAGAGUCCGAGCUCGACGAAAAGAGACUCACCAAGGCCAAUUCCGAACUUCAAAAGGUGGAGAGAAAGGUCAAAGCGUUGCGGGCCCGAUUGAAUGACCCCAGGACAAAGAUUUCUCAAAGAAAACUGCUUAGAGACGAAAUUGCAUGGUUUGAGGCAAACGAAUUGGCGCCUCUAAAGAAAGACGUGGAUGAUAUUACUGAAAGACUUCGAGGGAACAAGGAACAACUACAGCAAGAUUCAGAUGGAAAAACCACAAGUGAGAGGAUGCCUGGAGAGUCAGAAAGAGACUAUCUUGUGAGAACAGGAAAGAUCACGGCGUUCGGAAACACAAAUGCGUUUGCAUCUUCCAAUGAGUCCCAAUCUCAUGUUAAUCUUCGAGCUCCAGGAUUUGCACCUGAAAACACUUCUCAAAUCGGCGAGGUGAAACCAGAGCUGAGAGACUCGUUGAUUGCAGCGGAUAAAACGGUGCCUGCUGAUGAAGAAAUUACGGUAAAGACAGAGGAAGAGCUUCCAGAGAUUGUAGAGGUUGAUGACUACGAAGACGAAGAAGAGGACAUUCAACCUAAGAAAAGGCGCAAGAAGACAUCCGACGAUGAGUACGAAGAGGAGCCUGUAAGUAACGAAGAGGCAGACGGCGAAGAUGUAGUCGAUGAAGAAAUUGAUCUUGAGAGUGGCCCGGCAACUCCCAUCCCGGAGACUCUGACAAUGAGAAAUGUCGACGAUGGGGAUGAGCUUGUUUACCAACAAAGACUCCAGAAUUGGAUUCGACAAAGAUCUCUGCUUCGAGGAAAAUCCCAAAAUGAAUCUGAAAAUGGUAAGGAAGAGUGGAACUUACCUCAUCCAACCAUUCCGGACGCUGUCCUUGAUGCAAACUACAGAUUGCCCGGAGACGUUUACCCAUCACUCUUUGAGUAUCAGAAAACGUGUGUUCAAUGGCUUUGGGAACUUUAUUCCCAGAAAACUGGAGGAAUCAUCGGUGAUGAAAUGGGUCUUGGUAAAACUAUCCAGGUAAUUUCAUUUUUGGCUGGUCUUCACUACUCAGGUCUAUUGGAUAAGCCUGUUUUGCUAGUGGUUCCUGCUACCGUUAUGAAUCAAUGGGUCAACGAGUUUCACAGAUGGUGGCCUCCUCUCCGUUGCGUCAUUCUACAUAGUAUCGGGUCUGGAAUGUCGAAAACAUCAAUCAAGUCUGAGAUGGAAUUGGAGGCACAUCUUGAAGCCGAAGAAGGCGAGGGGGAUUCUGACAUGAGCCUUCGUGCUGCUAAUAAUCAAGCCAACGCCAAAGAAAUUGUUGAUAGAGUGUUGGCAAAAGGCCAUGUACUUGUUACCACGUAUGUUGGCCUCCGCAUCUAUUCCAAGUACAUUUUGCCUCACGAGUGGGGCUACGCAGUGUUGGACGAAGGACACAAGAUAAGAAACCCAAAUUCAGAGAUCUCGUUGGCUUGCAAGCGGAUCAAGACAUACAACAGGAUUAUCUUAUCUGGAACUCCUAUCCAGAACAAUUUAAUUGAGCUCUGGUCAUUAUUCGAUUUUGUUUUCCCUGGAAGAUUGGGUACGCUUCCAGUGUUUGAGCAACAGUUUGCAAUUCCAAUUAAUAUGGGAGGUUACGCCAACGCAUCCAAUGUCCAGGUUCAAACAGGCUACAAGUGCGCUGUUAUUCUCCGAGAUUUAAUUUCCCCAUAUUUGCUCAGAAGAUUGAAGGUGGAUGUUGCCCAAGAUUUGCCAAAGAAGAAUGAAAUGGUUCUCUUCGUCAAGUUAACCCAGUACCAGCAAGACCUCUAUGAGAAGUUUCUUGGUAGUGAAGAUGUGAACGCAAUUCUUGGAGGAAAGCGGAAUGUUUUGAUGGGAGUAGACAUGCUCCGGAAAAUUUGCAAUCACCCGGAUCUAAUUGAUAGAGAGGUUCUUCUGCGAAGGAAGGGUUAUAGUUACGGAAAUCCAUCGAAAUCAGGAAAAAUGCAAGUGGUGAAGAACUUGUUGCAGCUUUGGCAGUUUCAGGGACAUCGAACGUUACUAUUUUGCCAGACCAAGCAAAUGCUUGAUAUCUUGGAGAAGUUUCUCGCAAACUUGAAAAGAGUGGAUGGUCAGGGAAAUGAUACUGGUGAGGAAUUUCAUUAUCUUCGUAUGGAUGGUCUGACAGCGAUUGCAAAGCGUCAGCAGUUGGUGGAUACCUUCAAUAAUAAUGAGUACUACCAUGUAUUCCUUCUCACAACCAAAGUUGGAGGAUUAGGUGUCAACUUGACGGGAGCAGAUCGAGUGAUCAUAUACGAUCCAGACUGGAAUCCGUCGACGGAUAUCCAAGCACGAGAGAGAGCUUGGCGUUUGGGCCAGAAAAAAGACAUUACUAUUUACAGACUCAUGACUGCUGGAACAAUCGAGGAGAAAAUAUACCAUCGGCAAAUUUUCAAGACUUUCUUGACCAACAAGAUUCUAAAGGAUCCGAAGCAGAGACGGUUUUUCAAGCUCAAUGACCUCCAUGAUUUGUUUACACUUGGAGAUCAAGAUGAGAAAGGCACAGAAACUGGAGAUAUGUUUAGCGGAACAGAGAAAACCUUCCGAGGUGAGAAAGACCGCAAAUCAACCACCCUCUCCAAAGCACACAAGAAUGACGACGACCUCUACCAGGUUGCAAGCAUCAUGGGAGUAUCGAAGUUGGACAAGUUUGCUGGAGAUGCGGAAGAAGAGGAUAGUAAAGAAGACGAGGGAAGGCUUAUGGAUGGGCUCUUCGCUAAUGCUGGUGUGGUGCAUAGCAUGCUACAGCAUGACCAGAUAAUGGAUCUGUCACAACAGGAGUUGUCAUUGGUAGAGAAAGAAGCCACUCGGAUGGCUCGUGAUGCAGCUGAGGCGCUUAAAAAAUCUCGAAUGUUGGCUCGUAAAACUGCUGUUGGAACCCCAACUUGGACCGGAAAGUUUGGUGCAGCAGGACGCUUUGGACCCAAGCAGAAGUUCAAACCUUCUACGACAAUAUCUAGGUCUCAGCUGCCGGUCCUACAAUCAAAAUCAUCAACUCCAUCAACGCCCACAUUAACAUCUACAUCAAUCUUGAGUGAGCUUCGUCAGCGUAAGGCUGGAGAUCACACUUCGCGUUUCAGUUUCGGCAAUAAGAAAGGAAACUCACAGAAAGCUACAGAAAACGAUAAACUGGAGCUUUUGGCUAAAAUUAUCGAGUUUCUUUCGAAGCUGCCUAAUGGGUUUAGCAAGUCCAACGAGAUUUUGCAACUGCUUCCAAAAUCGGUCAAUCUCAAAAAUGAAAAAGAGCUUGUUAUAGUGAGGUCACUUCUCCGUGAGGCUGCUGAAUGGGAUUCGGUAGAAAAAGGUUGGAAACUCAAAGAGAAAUUCCACACUGGCUAA